Molecule: messenger RNA, 3403 nt
Organism: Arachis stenosperma
Lineage: Eukaryota; Viridiplantae; Streptophyta; Magnoliopsida; Fabales; Fabaceae
Product: protein FAR-RED ELONGATED HYPOCOTYL 3-like
Exons: 4
Coding region: 1633-2790 (385 amino acids)
Biological process (GO): regulation of DNA-templated transcription
Molecular function (GO): zinc ion binding; nucleic acid binding
Source: RefSeq, a predicted model, not a curated record
UAGACUCAAAUAUUAAGGGUAAUGAGGCAUCCUUUUCCUAUGCCUACAUGCCCAAUCCCCUUUUUUCCCCUCCACACCAUUGGAUCUUUUCAUCACAGCCCAACUAAUCUUCUUCCCUAUUCUUCUUAGAAGCUAAUGAAAUUGAAUAAUUUAUAAGAAAAUUGAAACCCUAGCCGUAGCUCUCGUGGAGGUUAUAGUGCGCCGGCGUUCUGCAUAUGUGGCUUCGGUGGUGAUCGAGGUGCCGAAAACGUGUAGGAUCGCAACUCCGAAUUGUAGCUCGUUUUCCCACGUACUUGUCUCCUCAGGCGCGUUGAAGCCGUCGUGCGAUUGCCGAUCUUGUUCGCGUCUUCUGUCGGAGUUAUGCAUCGUGCACGUCUCGUCCGGUGACGCACGGUGGCUGUAAAUUAAACGACUUCGCAUUCCCUGGUUGCCCUGAAGAGUGCUCUGAUUCAAAGUCUGCCACAUCUUGAAUUCUAUUAAAACAAGUAAACUAUUUCAAUGGAGGUGUCUUUGAGCGAGGCGGAUGCUGAUUGUGGAGGGAGUGAUGGUGAUGUUAACGAAGUAGAAAAUUCUGAUUUGGAAGACCUCGCUGGACUAAGUGUGGAUGACAUCCUGAAGAAGGUAUGGGACAGCAUUGAAAAUGCAUAUGAGUUCUAUCGGGGUUUCGGAAAAUUGCAUGGAUUCGGGGUGCGAAAGGGUGACUCAGGAAAAGACUGUGACGGGAAUGUUGUAAGGUACAUGUUUUUUUGUAACAAGGAAGGGUUGAGGGAGCGUAAACACUAUGACAGGGUUGACCGAACAAGGGUACACAAACCGGAGACAAGAACCAACUGCAAGGCAAUGUUAUCGGUUUAUUUUGACAAAAAUGAUAAGCAUUGGAAGGUUAGGAAGUUAGUAACCGAACACAAUCAUGACCUGACACCGGCUGGAAUGGUGCACCUGAUUGCCAAUCAUCGUCGGUUAACGGAAGUUGCAAAGAGUCAGAUAGCCGGUAUGCAAGCUCAUGGUAUUGCGACCUCUAAGAUUGUAGGGUACAUGGCUGGUACGGUCGGGGGAUAUUCGAUGCUGGGGUUCCUGAAGAAGGAUGUCUACAACUAUGCUGACAAAAUGCGGCGCAUUAAAGUAGCUGAUGGCGAUGCGAAUUCUGCUUUAGUUUAUCUAGAGGGAAAAGCCGAGUCAGACCCCAUGGCAAUCGCAAAAUAUAACGUGACUUCUGACAACAGGCUCGCGAAUCUGAUUUGGGCCGACGAAUCUAGCAGAGUGGAUUACCAAUUCUUUGGCGAUGUUUUGGCGUUCGAUUCAACCUACAGGAAAAAUAAAUACAAGAGGCCGGUUGUUAUUUUCUCAGGAUCAAACAAUCAUAAGCAGACCACCAUAUUCGGGUUUGGGUUGUUGCUUGAUGAAAGUCUGGCGUCCUAUCGGUGGAUGCUGGAGAAUUUGAUGGAGAUCAUGUGCCGUAAGAAGCCAGCUGUAGUGGUGACAGAUGGGGAGAAAGCUAUGAUAAAGGCUGUCUCUGAAGUCCUCCCCGAGUCGACGCAUCGCUUGUGUGCAUGGCAUGUGGAGAAGAACGUCACAUCGAAUGUCAAGGAUGAUGAAUUACGUGGGCUGUUCAGAAGAUGGUUGUAAACGGACAUGGCAACAGAUGUAUUCGAGUCGGAAUGGGAGCAAGCCGCCGAGGAAUAUGGACUCGGCCAGAAGCAGUGGUGGUGCCAGAUGUAUGGGAAAAAGGAGAUGUGGGCAAGUAGCUAUCUUCGUGACAAGUUCUGCGCGGGGUACCGGACCACAUCCCGAUGUGAAGGAAUUAACGCAUAUGUAAACAAGUUUUCCAAGUCCACCCACACAAUUUUUGAGCUCGUGCAAUGCUUAGAGAUGGUUGCCCGUGAAUAUCGGAAUAAGAAAAUGCUUCUCCAGUUUCAAUCCAUAAACUCGGUUCCGGUCAUGACAACAUGCCUGAGAAGUCUUGAACGACAUGCCGCUUCGGUGUACACCAGAGAAGUUUUUGGUGAUGUAAAGAAGGAGAUCGAAGGGGUUGGUGCCUUGAUCCUGAUUAGAAGAAGGAGGAUCAUGAAUUCCAUGAUAUACACCCUAGAGGAGUACGAAGAACCUGAUGUCCACAUAAUGUCAUCAUUUGGACGGUCAACUGGGAAGUUAAGUUGCCAGUGUAAUUUCUGGAAGAAGCAUGGUUAUCCAUGCAAGCACAUGUUUUUCGUCAUGAAGGCAGAGCACUUAAAGGAGAUUCCCGACAAUAUAGUUCUGCGUAGGUGGAGAACUGAUGCAAAGUCCGCUGAGCAGUACACAGAAAAUUGGGGGGACUAUAGUGAGCGUGGUGUCAUCCUUCGUCACGGGGCUCUCCAUUCCGCCUCGCAAUGGCUGUUUUUCCUAGGGGCACAAAGGUUGUCCAUUUUCCAGAAGACUAUGCGUGGAAUUGAAAGUUUAUGUAAAGAGCUAGAGAUGGACUAUAGGGCAUUCGGUUCUAGCAUGCACCGGACCGGAGAGAACGUUCGUGAAGCCAAUCCGGUUGUAAGAGAUCCAGUUGUUGCUAAGACAAAGGGUGCCCCGAAAAUUCCAAAGAAGAAGGCCCUUGGUAAAAGGAGGCGUUGCACCGGCUGCAAGGGCUUGGGACACACAAAAAGAAACUGUCCAGACAGGGGUACCGGUAGACAAGAUCCUGAUCAGGCCGAGAAAUGUGGGGAAAUUAAUGCCACCUGCGUAACCUCCAACGAUGAUUGGGAGUCUCUCGUCGGUGAUAAUCUAUGUGCUGAACCCAGGGGCAAACUCAAUGCGGACUAGUUUGAAGGGUUCGGAAAAGCAACAACGGUUAAGAUGCAUCGUGGGAUUUGGCAUUCCAUAGGAGGAUUCUUUUAACAACUUGCCAAUUUUACGCAGUAUGUUGGUAGAGGGUGCAAGGAGUGUGGUUCGAGAAUGACCCUUGUAUCGAAGACCUCUUUGUAUAUGGGCAACGCCAAUUUAAAUGGAGCCCUUAUCUGUUGCCAACUGAAUCCGGUUUUUUUUUUCUUUUGUCGGUUAUUUCAGUCCUUGAAGUUAUGCUUGUUUGUUUUUUUUUAUAUUUUGUUGGAUAGAAUAGUUGGUAUUUAAUUUUUGUUUUUGGGUAUUUUCAUGGACACACAAUUCGUGCUUCUUUAGGUUCCCGUGGAUUGGUGUUGUUUCUUUUCAUAAUACUAUUUCUCAACAUGUGUAUGAAAUUGAUGGAUCCGGAAUGAAAGCCCAUCACUGUAGUGCAAGCUAUGUACGGGAAAGAAAUAAUUUAAUGGCUUUAUAAUUUUUUUUUGUACCGUCAUGAAUAAGAUUUCGUUGGACAAGGUUUUCCAUGGGAAUGAAAGCAUUAUGAGAGUUACGUUUCAGGAUAUUCAUGCCGUGAAAUUAUAAAGCCCACAUUAAACCG